Molecule: messenger RNA, 2854 nt
Organism: Pelobates cultripes (western spadefoot toad)
Lineage: Eukaryota; Metazoa; Chordata; Amphibia; Anura; Pelobatidae
Source: the annotation of a GenBank genome assembly
AUGAGUAUGAUGAACCAAGCAAGAGGAAUUAGAAGACAAAAGCAUGGAGAGGACAGACAGCAGCCAAAUAUUUUCUCGAUCAGUGAGUGUGCGUCUUCUUCACAAUCUCCAAGUCCAUCUGUAACAGUUUUGCCUUAUCCAAUAAAGACAGUCAUAACUUCAGUUGCACCUGCUACCAGUGGGAGAAGUAUGUCACCUACUGUCAUUGUUACCAUCACCAGUACCACCACCGAUCAACAUGACCAGUACCACCAUCAUCAACAUUUCCAUUAGCAUUUAUCAAGCAAGUGCUGUUGUACAACAGCAACAGCUUCCACUGCCUCCAAUGGAAAUCCACCAACAUCUUCAGGAGAGCAAAUCAAAGAGUUAAGGUUACUGUAUUGUGCCAACAAACCAUAGUUUCUGAUCACUUUGAGUGCCUCCAGGAAGGUGUACUUGCAAAGAGUAAAUUGUGAGACAAGAAAGUGGUGGGUCAUCUCAUUAGUGCUGGUGUAAAGUAAAAUCUGCAAAGACAUUUUAAGUCUCUAUUACUUAGGGAAGAAGCAGAAGAGGAAUGUAUUAGGGCUAUCAGCAGGUCUACUGGAGCUGUAUUCGAUUCUGUGCAGUUGUGAGAACCUACCAAUGGUACCUCCUCCACUACUACCACCAUCCUUAAACAGAACAGAGGGAUGUUGAAGAUAGUGCCAAUAGCCGACAGAAACAGGUUGGAAAGUAACAGUAACAGUUGGACCCUCAUCAUCCAAAGAAUUUCAAAUUUCUAUUGAUUAGAUGUGUUUGCCAGUGCAACUUGCAUUCAUUACGAUUCACUGAUUUUCCAAUGUCCACCCCCAAACAUUCCCAUGGUGGCUCGCUAUCCCCAUGCUUUUAAAACUCAGUAGAGCUCUCUGAUGUCAUAGGUAUCUGAUCAAGGGUCAAGGGUUUUUAUUUGGGGGUAAGGGAAUCUUUUUACACAAAUGAAAGCAGUAUUAUACUAUGGAAAGUUUUUUUGUAUCCUUUCAAGGUGCAAUCUACAUUGAGCUACAGUGUAUCUACAGAUGCUACAUAUCUGCUGCAAGACAAGAUUAACCCUUUAAAGACUUUUACCCAGAACUUUUGGACUCUUAAGCAAGUUUUAUAUAUAUUUUUUCUGUGCAUAAUCAAACUUAUUGUGAUAUGUAGAGUUUGAUAUAUACAUUACUAAUUCACAGUUAUAAGUUUUUGGUUUUCACAUUUACACCGAUGGCCUAUUGUAAGGCUAUCAUAUAUAGCGCUGACACAUUUUAUGAAUCUGAUGUCAUAGCCAUUGUGGUGGGGGGUGGGUGUACACUAGGAAAAAUUGUUGGCUGGGUGGAUAAUGGUAUUUUAUUAGUAGAUUAAUCUGCCACUCAUUGGUGGGGGCUAGGGAAGACAUUAUGUCUCCAUGGUUGCUACAUUAAUAGCUCCAUCCGCCACCUAUGGGUGGCGGCUGAGGGUUAUUAUGACCCCAAUGUAUUAUUGAACGAACAUCCCCCACUCGCUGCCCAUGUGUGGGUGCUGGGGGAGAAAUGAGUCCCCUCAUUAAUUUUAAAAAGUAGCCCUCAACCGCUGACCAUAAAGUGUCUCUAGUAAAUAUGAGAAUUGCCAAACUCUGAAUUUUGUCCAAACUCUGAAUUUCUGAAAUACAGAGGGUGUGUCCUCAUUUUCUCUUUAGCAUUGACAACAAUUGACAAACACUCUAUUUACAGUUAUGUUAUUGUAAAUUAGCUUUAAUACUUGACCCUCUAAUUCAAAACCAAUUAAUAAGCCCUGCUAUGCAUUUUGUUUGUUUAUUAAUUGUUCAAAAGCACUUUAAAAUUAUUUCAGCAAUGGUGUAUUUUUCUUAACGACAGCUUAUCUGAUAGCCACAUAGUUCGAUUAGUUGAGCAGUUUUUCUUAUGCACUUUUAUACGCUAUAAGCAAUCUGUAAACAAUCUUGCCUAGCAGGAUGUGUUAUAUGUCAAGACAUCUUAUGUGGCUUCAGCAUCAUUACAGAACUAAAAAAAAGCAAUAUGCAUAAUGCUGUUUAAAAUAUGUAUGUGCAGGGCCACCAUCAGAAAUUUUGGGGCCCCUAACACAGCUCAAGGUUUGGGCCCCCGGGUGCCCGCCUCCAAGCCCCGCCUCCAAAGGAAUACACACACACACAGACACAAAAGGACACAGACACACACAAAAAAAGAUACACAAAUACUGAAACAGAAUUACACACAUACAGGCAUACUGACACACACAUACUGAAACAGACACACACACAUAUUCAGACACACACACACACACACGCAUAAGGAGAUACAGAUACAUACACAUACAGACACACUGUGUGCCUUUGUAUAUCAGUAUUUCUCAUUGAAAAAGUGAUGGUAAAAUGUCAAAGGAAAACCAUUCUGCAUGCAUGUAUCUCAGUCAGCAAGUCAACUUUGGCACAACACCAACUGCCACCAAGCUAUGCUGUCCCAUGUAUUUAUGAUGGACCUGAUUGAGGCUUUCCAGUAUAGGGAAUGCAAAGUAUCAAAGGACUUCCAGUAUUGGGAGCCUUCAAUACAAACUUUAGACAGUGACAGAAAAGCUAUGAUUAAACAAAAAUUUAAACAUUUCAGUUCUUUGUAUUCUUUUAGAAUACUUCAUUGAUGACCCUGGUCCCUUUGUGGGACUUGGAUGGCCGGGAGCGAAGGAGCAAUUUGGUUCAACCCCUACAACUUGCUUGGAUCUUUGCAAUGGAAUCAAACCGAACAGAAAUAGGUUAAUGGAAAGAUUUUUGGGCCACAUCCAGAACACAUUCAGUAAUACAAAUCGGAGCAAUUUACAGAAGCUUCACUUUGGAACAAACUCAAUUAGGAGCUACAUUGCUACAUUUGGAUGA